Molecule: messenger RNA, 387 nt
Organism: Pneumocystis murina B123
Lineage: Eukaryota; Fungi; Ascomycota; Pneumocystomycetes; Pneumocystales; Pneumocystaceae
Exons: 7
Coding region: 1-387 (128 amino acids)
Biological process (GO): positive regulation of oxidoreductase activity; P450-containing electron transport chain
Cellular component (GO): mitochondrion
Molecular function (GO): 2 iron, 2 sulfur cluster binding
Source: RefSeq, a predicted model, not a curated record
AUGAAUAGAAUCUUUUUUUAUCGAAAAUUUACAUGUUCAGUUUCUAGAAAAAAAAUAGAAUGCACAUUUAUUACUCCAUUUGGUGAACGGAAGACGUUGAAAGUUUGUGAAGGUAGCUCUGUUUUAGAUAUUGCACAUGAACAUAAUAUUGAUCUUGAGGGUGCAUGUGAAGGAUCUAUAGCAUGUUCUACAUGCCAUGUUAUUGUGGAUCCUAAAUAUUAUAGUAAAAUGGAAGAACAAUCAGAAAAAGAAUUAGAUAUGCUUGAUUUGGCUUUCGGAUUAACUGAAACAUCAAGAUUAGGUUGUCAAAUAAUUAUGAAUAAAAGCCUAGAUGGUAUUACUUUUAUAAUCCCGGCAGCAACCAGAAACAUACAAUUUAAAAAAUAA